Molecule: messenger RNA, 3363 nt
Organism: Andrographis paniculata
Lineage: Eukaryota; Viridiplantae; Streptophyta; Magnoliopsida; Lamiales; Acanthaceae
Exons: 1
Coding region: 1-3363 (1120 amino acids)
Biological process (GO): DNA integration
Molecular function (GO): nucleic acid binding; RNA-DNA hybrid ribonuclease activity
Source: RefSeq, a predicted model, not a curated record
AUGAUUGAAGAAGAUGCAGGAAAUGCACCCGCCGCGCUUGAAGAAGGGAUCAAAGCUGCAGUGGACGAGUUAGAAGAAGUCAACUUGGGAAAUGAAGAUCACCUAAGACCUGUCUAUGUCAACAAAGAGCUGGGUGAGGAUGAUAUGAAUGCCUACAUCCGACUUCUCAACGAAUUCCAAGAUGUCUUCGCUUGGUCAUAUAAAGAAAUGCCCGGCUUAGACCCGAAAGUUGCGGUCCACCAUCUAGGUGUGAAGAAAGGAGCUCGCUCUGUGAAGCAAGCGCAACGAAGAUUCCGUCCUGAACUCAUCCCUCAAAUUGAAAAUGAAGUCAACAAACUCAUUGAAGUGGGGUUCAUCCGGGAAGUCAAAUACCCCCAAUGGAUUUCCAACAUCGUGCCUGUAAAGAAAAAGAAUGGACAAAUCCGAGUUUGUGUGGAUUUCCGAGAUUUAAACGAAGCAUGCCCAAAAGAUGAUUUUCCUUUACCCAUAACUGAAUUGAUGAUUGAUGCAACGACAGGACAUGAAGCGCUUUCUUUUAUGGAUGGAUCAUCUGGAUAUAACCAAAUUCGUAUGGCACCUGAAGACGAAGAGUUAACCGCCUUUCGUACACCGAAAGGUAUCUACUGUUACAAAGUUAUGCCUUUCGGAUUGAAAAAUGCUGGGGCAACCUACCAAAGAGCAAUGCAAAAGAUCUUUGAUGACAUGCUACACAAAAAUGUAGAGUGCUAUGUUGACGACUUGGUUGUCAAAUCCAAGAGAAAAGAAGAUCACCUGCAAGACUUAAGAAAGGUUUUUGAAAGGUUGAGGCGCUACCAAUUAAAAAUGAAUCCUCUCAAGUGCGCUUUUGGAGUCACCUCCGGAAAAUUCCUCGGAUUCAUUGUCCAUAGUCGUGGAAUUGAGAUUGAACAGGCAAAGAUAGAUGCCAUCACAAAAAUGCCUGAGCCUCGUAACAUCCACGAGCUAAAAAGCUUACAAGGAAAAUUAGCAUAUAUAAGAAGAUUUAUCUCUAACCUCGCUGGACGAUGUCAACCUUUCAGCCGAAUCAUGAAGAAGGGAGUGCCUUUCCAUUGGGAUGAAGCAUGCAAGAAGGCAUUCCAAAGUAUCAAAGACUACUUGACAAAGCCACCAGUGCUGACAGCCCCAAUUCCUGAACAUCCGUUGACGCUUUACAUCGCUGCACAAGAGCGUUCAGUUGGAGCCUUGUUAGCACAGGAAGCCAAUAAAAGGAAAGAAAAUGCCCUUUACUACCUCAGCAGAAUGAUGACACCAAAUGAACUAAACUAUUCACCGGUGGAAAAGAUAUGCUUGGCGCUCAUCUUCGCCAUAAAAAAGUUGAAGCAUUACUUCCAAGCGCACACUAUCCGGUUGGUGUCCAAAGCAAAUCCCUUGAAAUAUGUCAUGUCAAAGCCUGUCCUUUCUGAUCGACUCGCGAGGUGGUACCUGCAGCUGCAACAAUUCGAAAUCAUAUAUGUACCACAGAAAGCUGUAAAAGGACAAAUAUUGGCUGACUUCCUUGCUGAUCAUCCCAUCCCCGCUGAGUGGGAGUUGUCUGACGACUUCCCUGAUGAAGACGCGCUUUUUCUCGAAAUCACCCCACCAUGGAAAAUGUAUUUUGACGGCUCAUCACACAAAAAUGGAGCUGGAGCCGGAGUAAUAUUUGUCACAUCACAAGGAGAAGUCCUUCCAUACUCUUUUGCCUUAAAAGAAAAGUGUUCAAAUAAUGUGGCUGAGUAUCAAGCACUCAUCCUCGGCCUAAAAAUGGCGGUAGAUAUCAAGCAACGCCAACUUCAAGUAUACGGGGAUUCCAAGCUGGUUGUAAAUCAAAUCACUGGAGAGUUUGAAGUGAAGAAACCAGAACUAAUGCCUUACUUAAAGUAUGCUAAGGCACUCAUUGAGUUACUCGGGGAUGUCUCUAUUGAAUAUGUCCCAAGGAAAGAGAAUGGGCAAGCUGACGCUCUGGCUAAAUUGGCAUCGACUCUAUCCAUCCCGGAUCAACAGGUGUAUAUUCCGAUACGCAAAGUUUGGGUGGAUUCCUGCAAGUAUGAAGAAGAAGAAUGUGUUGAAAAAGAAGUAAAUCACCUCAUCGAGGUGUUUGAAAUUGAAGAAGAAGAAGAAGAUUGGCGGCAACCAAUGUUAGAUUUCUUAAAAUAUGACAAGCUCCCGAGUGACCCGCGCAGACGAGCAGAUAUCCGAAGAAGAGCUGCACGCUACGCCUACUUCAACGGCAUACUCUAUCGUCGGUCGUUCGAGAACAUGUUCCUUCGAUGCCUCGGCAAUCAUCAAGCCAAACAAGCUAUGGAGGAAACUCAUGCCGGAAUCUGUGGAGCUCAUCAAGCUGGCCCAAAGUUACACUUCCGAAUAAAGAGGAUGGGGUAUUAUUGGCCAACCAUGGUUAAAGACUGUAUAGAAUUCGCACGGAGCUGCCAACCGUGUCAAUUCCAUGCUAACUUUAUCAAUCAACCACCGGAACCAUUGCACCCAACUAUUGCUUCGUGGCCAUUCGAUACCUGGGGCAUGGACGUUGUAGGACCACUCACAAAGUCGUCCGCUGGACAUCUCUAUAUCUUGGCCGCAACAGACUACUUCUCCAAAUGGGCAGAAGCAGUUCCUUUGAAAGAAGUCAAAAAGGAGACGGUAGCUGACUUCAUACGAGUCAACAUCAUUUACCGUUAUGGAGUUCCUCGGUGUAUCAUCACUGAUAAUGGAAGAUCUUUUGCCAAUACUCACAUCGACAAGCUUUGUGAAAAGUUUGGCUUUCAACAAAAGAAGUCCUCAAUGUAUUAUGCACCGGCAAAUGGACUCGCAGAGGCAUUCAAUAAAACACUUUGUAACUUGCUGAAAAAGGUUGUCUCCAAAUCAAAAAGAGAUUGGCAUGACCGCAUUGGUGAAGCUUUGUGGGCCUAUCGUACUACAUUCCGCACUCCAACACAAGCGACACCAUACUCACUUGUAUAUGGGGUCGAAGCUGUCCUCCCAUUGGAAAGACAAAUUCCUUCACUAAGGAUCGCUCUCCAGGAAGAAUUGACGACCGAAGAAAAUGUCAGAUUAAGACUCGAAGAGCUAGAGGCUCUCGACGAGAAAAGACUACAAGCUCAACAAAGACUGGAGUGUUAUCAAGCACGAUUGUCUCGAACUUACAAUAAAAAAGUCAAAUCACGAUCCUUUCAAAUCGGGGACUUGGUUCUUGCUGUGAGAAGGCCCAUUGUGAUCAACUUUCGUUCGGGAAAUAAAUUUUUAUCCAAGUGGGAUGGACCCUACGUCGUCACUCAGGUUUACACGAAUGGUGCAUACAAGUUGACAUCUCAAGACGGAUUCCGGAUAGGGCCAAUCAACGGGAGGUUCCUCAAAAGAUAUUAUGCGUGA